Molecule: messenger RNA, 2253 nt
Organism: Clupea harengus (Atlantic herring)
Lineage: Eukaryota; Metazoa; Chordata; Actinopteri; Clupeiformes; Clupeidae
Product: fucolectin-like
Exons: 3
Coding region: 75-704 (209 amino acids)
Source: RefSeq, a predicted model, not a curated record
CAAAGCGAUUAAUCAUGAUAAGGCAAACUCAGACAAGGUCCUUUAUUUUCAUGUAAUGAUGCUGAAUAUUUGACAUGUGUACACAAAACACUAUAACUCUUGACUUCACUUUCAGGGCAGGGGUUAUAUCCUCUAUCCCAGCUGGGAGAACCCUCACCUUCAGCUGGGAUAAAGGGGUGGAGGGCCGCUAUGUUAAUGUUAUUGUGCCGGGAAACAACAAGUAUUUGGCACUUUGUGAGGUGGAGGUGUAUGGCUAUCCAGCACCAAAUGGUGAGAAUGUGGCUUUAAGAGGGAAAGCAACUCAGUCAGAUCUUCAUGGAUAUGGAUUUGCAUAUAAUGCCAUUGAUGGGAAUCGGGACGGCAUAUAUGGCCAUGGUUCCUGUACUCACACAAAAGCUCAUUUCAACCCUUGGUGGAGAGUGGAUUUGCUCCAAAAAUAUAAAGUCUUCUCUGUGAGAAUCACCAACACUGUGGAUAGUGUUCCCAGUAGACUGAAUGGAGCUGAAAUCAGAAUAGGAAAUUCUUUGGACAACAACGGCAUCAACAACCCCAGGUGUGCCGUAAUCUCCUCUAUCCCUGGUGGAUUUUCCGAGACCUUUGAGUGUAAUGGGAUGGAGGGACGCUAUGUUACCGUGGUGAUUCCUGGACGUGCAGAGUACCUGACACUAUGUGAAGUGGAGGUAUAUGGAUCACUGCUGGACUAAAGCCCAGGGAAACAGCGAUGGAUAGCAUGAACUACUCUCAAAACACAGCAAAUGUAUUGUUUUGCUGAAUAUGUCAUGGGCGACACUUUCAUUCAUAAAAAUAACUCAUAUCUUUUGGUGAUAUAGUUGGCAAGUCGUGUUGAGAAAGCUUUUCCUAAUUUUUUUACGUGGUGUAGGUGGUCUAACCAUAGACUACAUUACCCAGAGGUCCCUUAUCACCUUUCAUUCCUUAUCUACAUUUCACUGACUCAGCAUUGGCCGCAACAAGGUCAUAAAACCGGGUGACGCAUCUUUUGCUUUAUAACCGCGCCAAACCCGAAAAUCUCUCUCUCUCGCGGUGGUUUUUGCAGCAGUGAAUUCCAUUCACAAAUAGAGAUACCCGACCCUACGGAAGAAUUCUCAUCAGGACAAAGGACGACACGACGACGUAGCUCAUAGAACUUCUGAUCAAAGUUCCAAUCUAUUUGAAAUCGUUAGUUGCAACCUGAGUUUACAUCGGUAGUACUACACUGCAGCCCAGCAGUUUAUUGAAUACGAGAAGGCGACCGGUUCCCUUUUUCAUCCUUUCAAGUCGACAAAAAGAACGUUCAUUCCCCUUCAAGACUCACCACGACCUCCACCAGGCCGUCCCAGGGUCCAGUUGACGAACUGUUUAAGAAGGCUGAAUUCCAGCUAUUUCCACGACGCCUGCGUUCCACGCUGCUCCACGGAAAACCGCAGAAAACAUCUUGGUCACUACGCAAGAGCGAUAGAAGUAAGGCUAAUAUCUGGGCAGAACUUAGUUUUAUAUGUAUGUUUUAUUCUAUGCGAUUAGUGUUGUUAUUUUAUUUCGUUAAGAUUUAAAUGCAAACUGAAAUUCACAAUCUACACGGUCUGUGACCGUGGAUAAUCUUGCUUGGUUCUUUUGCUAAUGUUAGAUAGGUUUGUGCAUGCACCAUCUCUCUAUCUCUUUCUCUCUCUCUCUCUAACUCCCUUUUACAUCACCACCUGAACAUAUACACGCAUACAUUGCGAUUUCAGUGUUGUUGAAGAUUUGGUAUUGAAUUAAAGCCUAGCUCGGAUUUGUCCUUAAGGCAAGAAUCCUUUGUCUCAGACAUUCUUUACUUUGUGCACCUCCCCCCAACUAAUUUGACGCCUAAGCAAACAUAGUGUCCCUGUCUCGGACCCGCACCAGCAUCCGGUGACCAUUCUCCCUCUAGUUGGGGCCUGAGACACUCUUGACUUCACGCACAUAGCAUCUAUCACCUGUGCGCUUGCCUCCCUCUCACUUCCCCCAUCUCUCCAUUGAGCGCGCGACCGCGUUUACUCGCAACUGCGCAUACCCACACACGCACCCGCUCACACACCCACACACACACACACACACACACACACAGAGACGAGGAAGCUAACGCACCCUCCUCUGCAUUGCUGAAACAGAUUACCUCAUUCCCCAAUUCAACUUUGUGCCCUGCUCAAUUGUGUUACUCCAGUGUGUAUGUUAUUCUACCUGAUUUGAUAUUACUAUUAAUCACCGUUUGUUACUUUUAAUAAAUUGUUUAUUUUAAAU